CCAAAUACGCUCGGCUCAUUGCAUAGCUAGACCCCCCUUUUUACUAGAAUCUAAACACCGUUUUAAAACAGCUUGGAUGAUUUUGUUCAUGAGUUUGCUCGUUGUGUGAAAUCUGAGGGAAAGCGGUUUCUGGAUAGCUUGUGCUGGAUUAUUUCUACUCGUUGAUGAAUUAAAGGGAAAGCGACUGCCAUGACCACAGACGAGGCGGAGAGCAUUCAUAAGAAGCAGGUGUGUGAGCAGCAGCAGGAAGAGGAGGACCCCUCUGCACAGGAGCCAGGCCCCGCUGACACCGCUCAGGACAGCCCCUCUGGCACCUCACCGCCCCCCAGGGGCUCGGAGGAGGAACAGGAGCUGAAGCCACGUCAGCGCACCUCCGCUGGCCGCAGCCUCUCCCGGCUCUUCUCCUCCUUCCUGAAGCGCCGCUCACAGUGCUCUGACGGCGAGGGGGCGGAGACAGAGAGGGCCCGGGACAAGGGCAGCCAGGAAGAACCCAAAGCUCCCAUAGCGGACCCCGAGCCGGAACUGCGCAUAGAGGGCGAUGUUGCUCUAGACCAGCACUCAAUCAGCAGUGCUGAAAACCAGCAAAUUGUAGCAGAUCAGAAGAAAGACGCCGAGCUGGAGUCCGGCAAGGCAGAAAAGGGGGAGAAGGGGGAGAAGAAGAAGAAGGAAAAGAAGGAAAAGGAAAAGAAGGAGAAAGCAGACAAGGAGAAGCCGGAGAAGAAGGAGAAACCACAGAAAAAAGAGAAAGCAGAGAAGAAAGAGAAAAAGGAGAAAAAAGAGAAGGAGGAGAAGAAAAACGAGGACAAGGCCAAAGGACAGGAGGGAGAGAAUGACAAGGAGUGUGAGAAGGAAAAAGAGAAAGUAGAGGAAGAGGCCAAGCUGGAAGACGCAGGUGCGGCAGAAACAGAGGUAAAGGAGGAAGGAGAAAAAGAGGAAGAAAAACAGGAGGAUAACGCGGUGGCGGAGGAAGAGGAGGAGGAGGGGAAGAAGCAGAAAACAUUUCGCCGCCCCAGGGUCAUGCACUGCAAAAUCAAGCUGCUGGAUGAUACUCUGUUCGAGUGUGAGCUCGAAAAACAUGCCAAAGGCCAGGAGCUGUUUGCAAAAGUGUGUGACCACCUGAACCUGUUAGAGAAAGACUAUUAUGGUCUGGCAAUAUGGGAGACGCCAACCGUAAAGACAUGGCUGGACUUCACCAAGGAGAUCAGACGGCAAGUACAAGGCACUAAUUACGAUUUCACAUUCAAUGUGAAGUUCUACCCGCCUGAUCCUGCCCAGCUAUCAGAAGACAUCACCAGGUACUACUUGUGUUUGCAGCUGCGGAAGGACAUCAAGAACGGCCGGCUGCCCUGCUCUUUCGUGACCCUGGCCCUGCUGGGAUCUUACGCCCUGCAGUCUGAGCUGGGCGAGUACGACCCCGAGGUGCACGCCACUGACUACGCCAAGGAGCUGCAGCUCAUCCCAGGACAGACCAGGGAGCUGGAGGAGAAAGUGAUGGAGCUGCACCGCACAUACAGAUCUAUGAGUCCGGCUCAAGCUGAUAUGAUGUUCCUGGAGAAUGCUAAAAAACUGGCCAUGUAUGGGGUUGACCUCCACCAGGCAAAGGAUCUGGAUGGAGUGGAUAUAAUGCUGGGUGUCUGCUCCAGUGGCCUGAUGGUGUAUAAGGACAAGCUGAGGAUCAAUCGAUUCCCCUGGCCAAAGGUUCUCAAAGUCUCCUACAAACGCAGCAGUUUCUUCAUCAAGAUACGGCCGUCUGACCUGGAACAUUACGAAAGCGCCAUUGGCUUUAAGCUGCCCAACUACAAGGCCGCCAAGAAACUGUGGAAAGUGUGUGUGGAGCAUCACACGUUCUUCAGGUUGACGUCCACAGAAGCGGCCACCACUCCCAGGAAGUUCCUGGCUCUGGGAUCGAAGUUUCGCUACAGCGGCCGAACUCAAGCCCAGACCCGCCAGGCCAGCUCCAUGAUCGACAGACCCGCUCCGCAUUUCCAGCGCUCCGCCAGUAAGCGGGCAUCCCGCAGCUUAGAUGGAGCCAUGGUCUCGACCCCAGAUAAGAACGCCCGUCCCGUCAGCGCUCCCAUCAUGUCUCCCAUCUCCCCAGGCGACAUGGUUGCUUCCCCAAUAGCAUCUGCCGCCCGCACUGACCGUAAAGAGACGUCCACACCCACGGGCCGUCCUCGCUCCACUGAGAGGAAGGCAGAGGCCCAUGUGACAGAUGGCUCCAAAACACACAGCACCAAAGCAGAGGGCACACCUGACAUCAAGACGGUAGCCCGGCGAGAACGACGGCACCGUGAUGCCCCGCUGGUGACCGCCACCAAUGGGGAGAGAAAGAGCCAGUCGCCAAGAGCGGACACAGAGAUGGUGCGCAUGAGGAAGAAAAGAGCUAAGAAAAUUGAGGGUGAAACUCUUUAUAUCAGACAUAGCAAUUUAAUGUUGGAGGAUGUGGAAAAGACACAGACAGAAAUCAUGCGUCAUCACAGCAGUAUCAGCGAGCUCAAGCGAAGCUUCAUGGAGUCGGUGCCCGAGCCCAGGCCCAGCGAGUGGGACAAGCGUCUGUCCACCCACUCGCCCUUCCGGACCGCCAGCAUCAACGGCCAGCAGCAGCCCGACUCUCCUGUGGUGAAGACGAAAACGAUCACCAUUUCUGAUGUCACCAACUCCCUUCGCAGCGAAAUCGCCUCCAAGGACAUCCCAGUUGUGCAUACAGAGACCAAGACCAUCACGUAUGAGUCUGCACAGCCCAACGCGCUUUCAGAGAAGGAGUCUGGGAUGCUGUUGAGUGCUCAGACCAUCACCUCAGAGACCGUCAGCACCACCACCACCACCCAGAUCACCAAGACGGUGAAAGGCGGGAUCUCAGAGACCCGUAUCGAGAAGAGAAUCGUGAUCACUGGAGACACUGAGAUUGACCAUGAUAAGGCUCUUGCUCAGGCUAUAAAGGAGGCGAAGGAGCAGCACCCUGACAUGUCUGUGACUAAAGUGGUGGUGCAUCAGGAAACCGAGAUCACUCCUGAAUAACUCCGGCGUGAGACACAGGGUGAAAGAAACGCGACCAGUCGGGUUUACGAAUGUGAAAAUACAACGCAAGAUCCCUCACGACCGGCCCCUUCCCAUCAACCCACGGGUUCCCUCACGGACAAACACUUCCUGUAGCAGCACAUGUCCCACCCAGUCAUUUCCAUCUGAGACACAUCUGUCAGGUCUCAAACAACUCAUACUGCAAACUGAGCAUCCAGCGUCCACAAGCAUAAUUCACUCCUCGGGCAGACUUCUUCCAAAACCCUGCCUGACCUGCACCACGUCAAUGACAUUCCAUGAUGGACUGAACCAUGUUACAAAACCCUUUUCUAAAACAGUGGCUAAAGAGCAACUUUUUAACUCAGAUUCAUACUGUGUUUGGUGGAUUCCAAAGGGUAAGUUCACAUUACAAUAACUGGGCGGCAGGAAUUUUCUUAAAGUGUCAUUUUGUUGUUGUUGUUGAUUUUUUUAUUUUAUUUAAUAUUUGUUUGCAAUUGGUUGAUUAUCUGUCAUAAUCUGAAACACUUAAAGGGCACGUUCAUCCACCCAAAAUACAAAUUCGUCAUCUAGUGAUGCUAAGCUGAAUUUUAGGAUUUUCUUGAUUAUCAACAUUCUUCUUUUGCAUUCCACACAAGAGAAAGUCAUACAAAAUUGAUAAAUUGAUUAUAGAAUUUUUGGUGAACCAUUCCUUCGAGUUCUAUAAUUCCAUAAUUUAAUUUCCGUUCAUGCAUUUAAAUUUGACAGGUUUAUCAUAAAUGUUUGAACACACCAAUAAGAUUUGAGCAUUGCAGGGGAAGAUUUCAGUGAGUAAAUGGCAAUUGUUCCUUAAAACCAUCAUAUGAUGUCGCAGGACUUGGAUUAUGGUAUAUGAGGCACAUUACUGCUUUUUUUACUUUUAUGGUGCUCAUUUUUGGAACGGUUUGGGAAAACAUGAGUAAAGUGAGAGUAAAUUACAUCAUUUUAAUUUUUUUUGGGUGAACUGUUCUUAGUCCAGAAGUCCAUCCUGUUGUAAAGUCCCCUAUUUUAUGUUCCUCUUAAAUGUGAAAGUAUUAUUUUGUUCUCGGUGUAAAAAUAAUGUGUCAUUUUCCUUCAGAAUGCUGGAGCGAUUUCAGAUAUUCUCUUGUGUUUUAAAGUUACUUUGCAUUUUUGUUGAAGGCUUGUAUAAUUGUUCUUUUGUUUUGUUGUUAACAUCGUCCUGUGUCAUCAUGGAUUGGGGGUCCGAUGAAGAUAUGGUGGGGUAUUGUAGUGAAACUACACUCUGUGAUAUUUCUAUUUAUUUUCAUCAGUUUUGUUUCUCGUCUGUGUGUGUACUUUGCAUUUUAGAUGCCCUGCUCUCUUGAUGUUUUUGUAUUAGAUCCAGAAUCCCAAACACCAGCUCCCGCCAGUUUUUAAAUGGGAUUUGCAGGGAUAACUUUGCUCAUGUUCAGUAUAUUUCUACUUUUCUACUAGAGGGGGCAGUAUGUUCUUACCCAUGUGGUCUAUAGCAGAUCUGCAGAGCCUUCAAAACGAACAUCCACACACAACCUGAAGUGGUUUUAGAUGAAUUGGAAUCGAUUAGCCAGGAAUGGGGCUAAUUAGCAAUUAUGGUAAUUAAUUGUGCCAAGCAUGAAUCUGAAAGAGAUCGGGCAGAUCUACAGCAAAUUAAAAUGAGUUUCAGUCAUUCAUUCAGACAUUCAUUUGCCUCUGAUUGACUUUAAAGGUCACGACUGACAAUUCUGGAGCAGUAAUUCAAUUCUAGAAACUCAAAGUGGGAAAUUGAGGAUUUUAUAUUGUGCAUCAACACUGCCGGUGGCGUAAAGUAUACUGCCCCACGUCAAACUGACGAGUCCAGCACGUCCUGUUUUUAAAUGUCUAUUUUAAAAUGUUACGCUUUUAUAAUAGUUCAAAUAGUAUCCUGUACAGAGACCGAGGUGGUGUAGUUCGUUCAGUGUUGUUUUCUUCAUUGUUGCACUCCAUUCCUAUGCUAGUCCGGGGUGAAGAAAAGAAACGAAUCGUACGUUUUUCCUCAGAGGUUUUCUUUCUUCUCAUCACACCCUUUUUUCUUUUGCCACCACUGGAAAAAAGACAAAUGUACAACAUAGCACCAUGCACUGAAUAAACUGCAACUUGGACACAUUCUUCA
Molecule: messenger RNA, 5140 nt
Organism: Carassius auratus (goldfish)
Lineage: Eukaryota; Metazoa; Chordata; Actinopteri; Cypriniformes; Cyprinidae
Product: protein 4.1-like
Exons: 21
Coding region: 190-3018 (942 amino acids)
Biological process (GO): cortical actin cytoskeleton organization; actomyosin structure organization
Cellular component (GO): cytoskeleton; plasma membrane
Molecular function (GO): structural molecule activity; actin binding
Source: RefSeq, a predicted model, not a curated record